UGGAAUGAAAUUACCUAUCCAUGUACCAGGAACGGAUUUGAUUGGGUGUGUUAUUUAUUAAUGACUCAUGGGCAGGAAUUAAACAUUUGGCCUUUUGAUUGAUGUCUACUGGCCGCCUGAAUGGCUCAUUGACCUAUAAAAUAAGGGAUUGCUAAAACGGCGCGUCAGCCUAAUAGAGACAGUUUAUCAUGGAGGACUCCACAGAAUUCAUUCUCCAGGAUCAAGGCUCCAGGAUGGUCCAUAGCAGUAAGGACAACCCCGUCCUGACAGUUGCUACUGGGGCUUUGCUUGCUGGCCUCUACGGAAUAUGGACUAUGUUUGCCCUUCCUGGCUUCCGCAAAGUUCCAAGAAGACUCAAGGUGCCUUACCUGCCCUCGAGUAAAGCUCAGAUCGUAAACGUCAUGCAGCUGCUGGAGGGACGCAGAGGCAAACUAGUUGAUCUGGGAUCAGGAGACGGGAGACUGGUGUUUGCUGCCUACUCUGUUGGCCUCCAGUGUACUGGAUUUGAGAUCAACUCCAUGUUGCUGGCAUAUGCUAGAGUGAAGGCACGCUGGACAGGAGUACCACCCAGACAGGCAAACUUUGUCAACAAGGACUUCUGGAAGACUGAUUUGUCAAACUACAACAACGUGACUGUAUUCCUAGCCCCAGGAUUGAUGGAGGUGCUGUGUGAGAAGCUUCUGAGGGAGCUUCCUGAUGACGCGUGUGUCGUCGCCUGCCGCUUCCCCUUCCCCCAGUGGCCCCACCGAGCCUCGCAGGGCGACGGCCUCGACCAGGCCUGGGCCUAUGACAUCAGCACUGUACGCUCAGCUCUGGGCCAGGCAUGACCCUAUGACCUUA
Molecule: messenger RNA, 840 nt
Organism: Oncorhynchus masou masou (cherry salmon)
Lineage: Eukaryota; Metazoa; Chordata; Actinopteri; Salmoniformes; Salmonidae
Exons: 6
Coding region: 189-827 (212 amino acids)
Biological process (GO): regulation of mitochondrial ATP synthesis coupled proton transport; positive regulation of proton-transporting ATP synthase activity, rotational mechanism; peptidyl-lysine trimethylation
Cellular component (GO): mitochondrion
Molecular function (GO): protein-lysine N-methyltransferase activity
Source: RefSeq, a predicted model, not a curated record